Messenger RNA from Adineta ricciae, 1851 nucleotides. The record is from the annotation of a GenBank genome assembly. Lineage: Eukaryota; Metazoa; Rotifera; Eurotatoria; Adinetida; Adinetidae.
AUGGUUAACUUUACUGUCGACGAAAUUCGGGGCUUGAUGGACAAGAAGAAGAACAUCCGUAACAUGUCCGUCAUUGCUCAUGUUGAUCACGGCAAAUCAACAUUAACUGAUUCACUUGUGUGCAAAGCUGGUAUCAUUGCUCAACAAAAGGCUGGUGAAAUGCGUUUUACUGAUACUCGCAAGGAUGAACAAGAACGUUGUAUUACCAUCAAAUCAACGGCUAUUUCACUCUUUUAUGAAUUACCUGCCAAAGAUUUACCAUUCAUCAAACAAGAACGUGAACAAGAUAUUUCACACUUCUUAAUCAAUCUUAUCGAUUCACCGGGCCACGUUGAUUUCUCAUCCGAGGUUACUGCUGCUUUACGUGUCACCGAUGGUGCUCUCGUCGUCGUCGAUUGCGUCUCAGGUGUGUGCGUACAAACUGAAACAGUACUUCGUCAAGCUAUUGCUGAACGUAUCAAACCAAUCUUAUUCAUGAAUAAAAUGGACCGUGCUUUACUCGAAUUACAACUUCAACAAGAAGAUCUUUUCCAAACCUUUCAACGUAUUGUUGAAAACGUCAACGUCAUCAUUGCUACCUAUGGUGAUGAUAGCGGUCCAAUGGGUGAAUUACAAGUUGACCCAACAAAAGGUACGGUUGGUUUUGGUGCCGGUCUUCAUGGUUGGGCUUUUACACUCAAAGAAUUCGCUGAAAUGUAUGCAUCGAAAUUCAAAAUCGAGGUUGACAAACUUAUGAAACGAUUGUGGGGUGACAACUUCUUCUCAGCAUCCGAAAAGAAAUGGUCCAAAACCGGUGGCGAAGGUUACGUUCGUGGUUUCUGUCAAUUCGUUCUUGAUCCAAUCUUUAAAGUUUUCCGAGCUAUUAUGGAUUGCAAAAAAGACGAAUACACAGCAUUACUCGACAAAUUGAACAUUAAAUUACAAGGUGACGAUCGAGACAAAUUAGAAGAAGGUGGCAAGCCAUUAUUGAAACUUGUCAUGAAACAAUGGUUACCAGCUGGUGAUGUUCUUUUAACAAUGAUUGCCAUUCACUUACCAUCACCCGUCGUUGCACAAAAAUACCGUGCUGAACUUCUCUAUGAAGGUCCACAAGAUGAUGAAGCCUUUAUGGGUAUCAAGAACUGCGAUUCAAACGCUCCAUUGAUGAUGUACAUCUCUAAAAUGGUACCGACAUCUGAUAAAGGUCGUUUCUAUGCUUUCGGUCGUGUCUUUUCUGGUGUUGUUCAAACUGGUCAAAAAGCACGUAUCAUGGGUCCUAACUACGUACCAGGCAAAAAGGAAGAUCUCUACGUUAAAAGUAUCCAACGUACAAUUCUUAUGAUGGGUCGUUACACUGAACCAAUUGAAGAUGUACCAUGCGGUAACAUCUGUGGUCUUGUCGGUGUCGAUCAAUAUUUGGUUAAAACCGGUACAAUUACCACCUUUGAAAAUGCACACAAUCUUCGUGUCAUGAAAUUCAGUGUCAGCCCUGUCGUGCGUGUCGCUGUUGAACCUAAAAAUCCAGCUGAUUUACCAAAAUUAGUCGAAGGUUUAAAACGUCUAGCCAAAUCGGAUCCUAUGGUUCAAUGUAUCAUCGAAGAAUCGGGUGAACACAUCGUUGCUGGUGCUGGUGAAUUACAUUUGGAAAUUUGCUUGAAAGAUCUUGAAGAAGAUCACGCUUGCAUUCCAAUCAAAGUUUCUGAUCCAGUCGUUUCAUAUCGUGAAACUGUUUCUGAAGNUCAUAUUUUUUUAUAUACCGUCAAGUUAUUUCUCUGUUCGUGUACUAUUUUAUUUUUUCGAAAUUCGAGCAAUUUUCCUACUUUGUACACCUGUCAUCGGCAAACGCAUACAAAAUCGAGAUCGGCUCAAUAA